CCGCUGGACAUCCUCUCGGAGGUGGUCCCCACUGGCAGGCUGGCCCGUGGCAUGAGGGUGUUUCAGGUGCAGGGAGUGAGCGGCUUCCAGCUCGCUGCCUCGCGGCCCCGUGCCCUGGGUUUCCCCGCCUCCCGGCUCUUCAUCCACUGCGACAACUUCCCCGAGGAGUUCUCCAUCAUUGUCACACUGAGGGUCCUCAACAUCCCCGCCAAGAGAAAUGAGUACGUCUUCACACUGAUGGCGGAGGAGAGCCCCAGCGUGCUGGUGGGGCUGCGCUAUGCCCCUGGCAAGCUCCACUUCCUCUUCUGGAGCCAGGAGCGCACCGGCAGCUGGCAGACCCGCGUCACCUUCCCCAACGUCUCCCUCUCUGACAACCAGUGGCACACGCUCGUCCUGGCUGUCUCCGGCCAGUCCUUCUCCCUGACGGUGGACUGCAGCAUCCCCAAGGACGUGGUGGUGGAGACACCAUUUCCAGCCUCUCUGUCAGUGCAGAGAGCCAGCUUCUAUCUGGGCAACAGGAGGAGAAGGAAAGGCGUGUUCACGGGUUUGCUGAGACAGCUUGUCCUGCUGCCAGGAGCCGAUGCCACCCCUCGGAUAUGCACUGCCAUGAACUUCAAAGUAGCAACACUCUCGGUCCCCACUGUCCUCCAGGAUCACCCCAUGAAGCCAGCAAGCAACGAGGUGCUAAAAUACCCCUACGAGACCGACACAAAGGUGACCCUGGGGUCCCGUCCACCCUGCACCAAGCAAGAGAAGAUGCAGUUCUGGUUCAACGCCUCCCGGCGAGGGCUGUACCUCUGCAACGGCAGCACCUGGAUUUCCAUGCUGGAAGUCAAGCAAAGGCUGGACUAUGUGGAGGAGUACCAGAACCUGGUGACCAACUCUGAGACAAUGGGAGUUGAGGUCUUCACCAUCCCAAAGGUGGGACUGUUCGCAGCCACUGCCAACCGGUACACCCUGCCAGGAUCGGCCAUCUAUAAGUGGACUGACGGGAAGUUUGUGCCCUACCAGAACAUCCCCACCUUCCAAGCUCAGUCCUGGAAGUAUUUCACCAUAGGAAAGAAGAUCUUCCUAGCAGUCGCUAAUUUUGAGCAGAAUGACAGGGGUCAGGAGUUCUCUGUAAUAUACAAGUGGAGCCGCAGGAAAGAGAAAUUCGUCAUGUACCAGAGGAUCACGACGCACAGCGCUAGGGACUGGGAGGCAUUUGUCAUUGAGGGAGAGGCUUUCCUCGCAGUGGUCAACCACAGAGAAGGGAAUAACCACAAUAUAGACAGCGUGAUAUACAGGUGGAACCCCAGGACAGGGUUGUUCGAAACCAACCAGACCAUCCCUACCUCUGGAGCCUAUGACUGGGAAUUUUUCACCAUCGGGCCAUAUUCCUUCCUGGCUGUGGCUAAUACGUUCAAUGGCACAUCCACUAAGAUCUACUCACACAUCUACAUCUGGCUCAGUGGCUCUUUCCAGCUCUUCCAGUCUAUCCUGACUUUUGGUGCUGCUGACUGGGAGGUCUUUCGUAUCGGCGACAGAGUCUUCCUGGCUGUUGCAAACAGCCACAGCUAUGACAGUGGGAUGCCAGCACCCUCUAACUUCUAUGCCAUCAACUCCUCCAUCUAUGAGCUGAACAUCACUGCCCAGAUGUUUGUCAAAUUCCAGGACCUUCUCACCUACAGUGCCCUGGACUGGGAGUUCUUCUCGGUGGGAGAUGACUCUUUUCUGGUGGUAGCAAACUCCUUCGAUGGCUUCACCUUCUCCGUUAACAGUAUUAUCUACAGGUGGCAAGGCUAUGAAGGCUUCGUAGCAGCUCACCACCUCCCCACUGUUGGCUGUAGAGACUGGGAGGCAUUUCACACCGCCGAGGGCUCCUACCUCCUCUACUCUAGUGCCAAGGAGCCACUUUCCAAGGUGCUCAAGCUGAAAACCAUCUGA
This is a messenger RNA of Pelecanus crispus (Dalmatian pelican), 1926 nucleotides long. Lineage: Eukaryota; Metazoa; Chordata; Aves; Pelecaniformes; Pelecanidae. The record is from RefSeq and is a predicted model, not a curated record.